UUUUCGUCAUGCGGUUGUCUAGCGUACCUACUAUCGUAAAAUCGUAAUGGAAAAAUCUUACUGAAAUAUCGAAAUACGGACGUAAUCCUCAAUGAAAGGGAAUAAUAUAACAAAGUUUCUUGUGUCUUUUACUGGUCAGAUAGAAUAUGUUUUGUUUCCGGCAGGUGUUUUUGACAACCAUCUGUACAUUCAAUACGAAGUUGUAUGGGGCCCAGAUUGGGAGCCGGUCGCAGGACUCACCACAGGGACUAGCCAGAUGGCUUCCUCUGGCAGUGAUCCUGAACGAGUAGUUUUUAAUAUGCCCAUAGAUAUAGUCUUUGGAAGCACCAAUAUAUUUGGUUGGCCUCAAAUGAUAAUAACUGUGAGAGCCCACAAUACGAUUAGUGGGGACUCUCUGCGCGGAUAUGCUGUUGUCCUGAUGCCCCCAGCCCCGGGGCUCCGGGUCACUACGGCCCCGUUGGUCAGGCCUCUAGCAGCCACGAUGCUCGGCGAGUGGUUGUCGUGGCUCACUGGGAGGUGUCCGGAGCUGGCUGACCCGAAAAUGCUUGCGAGCGGGAAGGAAAACUAUUUAUUAAGAACAGAAUCGUAUGGCAGUGUUACAGUAAAUAUGUCGAUGAUAUCUAAGGAUCUGAGAAAACUGGGAUACGACAACGAACCGCCUCCUUACAGAGGUGACGUCAACACAGGAUAGAAGAAAACAAGAACAAACAUAACGAUUGUAGGGAGUAAUAUUGAUAAUAAAAUAAUUAUUAAUAAGUUAUCUCUUUCAUCUGAGCGUUUUUGCUGCCGGUGAGCUACGGAGACAGGAUCUGCUUUCCAACAUUUUCUCAUCCAGUUUGCAUGGUCUUUACGGCCUAAGGUUGUCAGACCAUUGGCGCGCAUAACGUCGUUGACGACAUCAAGCCAGAACUUCUUGGGUUUGCCCCUUCUGCCAGGGCCAGGGCACAGAUUAAAUAAUACCCCAGUAGCCAGGGGGAAGCGGCAUAGCCAAACAUUCGUUCUCUAUGACGUUAUUGACGGUAUUGAAUGUGAGUUUUUUUAUAAAUUACAACAUUGAAUGCGUUAAAUCGUAAUUAGAUUGUAAAUAAAGUAUUUUAAUUACAUUGUAGCAGCAUAGGUUUCUCGCUUACGGCAAUUGUUAACCAUUAAUAUAAAAAUACUAGUAGUAGUAGUAGGUAUGUAUUUUUAUAUUUAUGGUUGACAAUUACUAUAUGUCAUUUCAGUAUUGGGUCAUAUUGAAAUACAUUCUACAUUAAUAUUACUUAUACUUUCUCAUAUAUUUUCAUGUAAGUUAAUUGUGUUUAAUCAGCACUCGGAUCACAAUCAUAACCUGUUUUGAUAUACCUUUUGACUAUGUACAUUAUGUACUUUUAUAUAUUAUUAGAAAGAAAAAAAAAACAUUGUAAGAAACAAUAAUGGUAAGCCGAUCUGGCAUGAUAGGGACCAACACUGUUCAAAUGAGUUUCUUUCGGCAUUUCUUCUCAGCAGUGGUCGUUCCGAAAUGCCAGUAGUUUGUAGCUUGUGAGAAAUAACUAUAAAUAUAAAGAUUGACGAGAAAAAGUGCCUGUGAAGGUCUAAUUUCUGAAUAAAUGAUUUGAAUUUUAAUUUGAAUUAUACAAGAACAACAAAAUGAGAACAAAGCAAACAAAAUCAUUAUGUAUUACUUAUUUGUAAUCAUAUCUUAAAUUCUUAUUCGCUCGCUCGACUCAUCUUUGAUUCAAAUUUUUCCUUGUAUUUUUGAGGAAACAGUUUUCAUAUUAGAUAAACGGUCUCAUUUAUCUGUAAAGUAGCUACCGGUAAAGUUAUGUAGGUAUAUAGAAUUCUAGUACAAGUUCAUUGGAUAUUUGGCAACUAUUAACAUUGCCAUUUUGAUAUUAGGAUAACCCAUAACUGGUAAGCGUGUAUGAAAAGAUUGAUGAGUAUACAGAGAUUUUUUUAAGGAGAUAUUAUGGCCUUAAGUUACCUGAAAUAAAAUUAUUUUAUGUACCUUUCUAAUGGUGAAUGAAUUUUUGAAAUCGGUUUGGUAGUUUCGGUGAUUAGGUACCCGCCUCAAACAUACAAACUCACAAACGCUUACCUCUUUAAUAAUAAUAGUAAGUAUAGAUAUGUAUGGAGGCUUUUUUGUUUAUAUGUAAAGAAAACCUUUAUGGUUAUAAGAUUUUCUUUAAUUUAAAAAUUGUACUGACACUGUCAGAUAUACAUGUCAUGAAGGAGAAUCUGAAUUUAUUUUUGUUAGAUUAUAUAUUAUUGUUACAAAUUAGUUAAACAAUCUUUGGAAUUAUUGUUACAAAUUAGUUAAACAAUCUUUGGAAUAGGUUAAUGUUGUUUCUUGAUUUUUCACAGAAACAUGCGGUUUUAUUCCAAUAAAUCCUAGACCGAGGAGAUUAUCAUUAUAUAUAUAAUAGUGUAUCCUAUGUUGUUAUUAUUUGAGUAUAAAUGACUUUAGUUUAAAAACAACUAAGCGAAUCUGUAUCAAAUGUGACUUCAUUUAAGUUGUAUUUCAUGGUCCACGCAAAUACAUGCGUACAUUGUAUACAAAGACAGUGGCGUAUUAUAAAUUAUUUUGUUUUUAAAUCUGUUACAAAUCGAAGCGUAGCCACGACCGAAUACGUGAAUAAUAAUGUAUAGGUGUCUAUUAUGAAUGCCUUCAUAUUUUUGAGGCAAGGUCAAAGAAAAACUCUAGAUGGGUUUACGCCCAUUAUUUUCCCAACUUAUACCCAAAAAGUCAAUCCCGAACUCAUCCCAUCUAAUAAAUAAAACGAAAAUCCCUUUAAUCUACUACCACUUCACACGUAAGUACCAAUCUACAUUGUUAGAAACAAUUUUUUCUCGAAAGUUCAAUCACUUCUUUCAUGUCGUCAUUAAUUUUGAACUUUCAUCUUAUUUUUGAUAAUUAUAAUGUCUCAGAAAUCCAUAUAUAUUAGUUUACUAUUAUUAUGCCUUUAAUCUGAAGUAUAAUUACGAAUAAUAUAUGUACUCAGCGGUAAUAUUGGCCAAAUAAAUUGAUAAGUGGAAUGUCGCCCUUAUAAUGUCGAAUAAACUAAUUUUAUAA
This is a messenger RNA of Plodia interpunctella (Indianmeal moth), 3052 nucleotides long. It is a transcript of the gene B9d1, whose product is annotated as B9 domain-containing protein 1-like. Gene Ontology annotation, biological process: cilium assembly. The transcript has 3 exons. Lineage: Eukaryota; Metazoa; Arthropoda; Insecta; Lepidoptera; Pyralidae. The record is from RefSeq and is a predicted model, not a curated record. The coding region runs from base 92 to 691 and encodes 199 amino acids. Gene Ontology annotation, cellular component: MKS complex.